Oxyura jamaicensis (ruddy duck) is the source of this 5667-nucleotide messenger RNA. RefSeq names its product NHL repeat containing 2 (gene NHLRC2). Bases 16 to 2244 code for a protein of 742 amino acids. Lineage: Eukaryota; Metazoa; Chordata; Aves; Anseriformes; Anatidae. The record is from RefSeq and is a predicted model, not a curated record. Gene Ontology annotation, molecular function: protein binding. The transcript has 11 exons.
CCGCCCGUGUGCCGAAUGUGCGGCGUUCAAACGGCAGGGCGGCAGCGGCGGGCGGGAGGCGCCAUGGCGGCGGGGGCGCUGCCCGGGCUUGUGCCCGCCCAGACGCAGCUGGAGUACGGCCUGCUGGAUGCCGACAGCCCCCGCGACAAGGAGGCCUUGGUCUACGGCUACCUGCAGAAGGCCGACAGUCGGGAGCGGGACCUGACGGUGCCCGAGCUCGGCAGAGAUCUACAAUGGUUGAACACCGAAGGUCCUAUUUCUCUUCACAAAGACCUUUGUGGAAAAGUGGUGGUGUUGGAUUUCUUUACUUACUGCUGUAUCAAUUGCUUGCACCUGCUGCCUGAUCUCCACGAGUUAGAGCAGCAGUACUCUGAUAAAGAUGGCCUUGUUAUUAUUGGUGUCCAUUCAGCGAAAUUCCCGAAUGAGAAAGUCCUGGAUAACAUCAAGAGUGCGGUUCUGAGAUACAAUAUUGUCCACCCUGUAGUGAAUGAUGCCGAUGCCACGUUGUGGCAUGAGUUAGAAGUGUCCUGCUGGCCAACUCUUGUCAUUCUUGGCCCUCGUGGAAACAUGCUCUUUUCUCUUGUUGGAGAAGGCCACAAGGAGAAGUUGUUUUUGUUUACUUCUGUAGCACUGAAAUUCUACAAGGAGAGAGGACAAAUCAAGGACAACAAUAUUGGAAUAAAGCUAUACAGAGACUCCCUCCCACCUUCUCCCCUGCUGUUUCCUGGCAAAGUGACAGUAGAUAAAUCAGGAGAAAGGCUGGUAAUAGCAGACACUGGACAUCACAGGAUUUUGGUUACUCAGAAAAAUGGGCAGAUUCUGCACACUAUUGGAGGUCCAAACAGUGGAAGAAAAGAUGGAAGAUUUUCAGAGGCAUCUUUUAACUCACCACAAGGAAUUGCUAUAAAAAAUAAUGUUAUUUACGUAGCUGAUACAGAAAAUCAUCUAAUUAGAAAGAUUGAUCUGGAAUUAGAGAUUGUGACUACUGUAGCAGGCAUUGGGAUACAAGGUGUUGACAAGGAAGGUGGAGCAAAAGGAGAAGAGCAGCCUAUCAGCUCUCCGUGGGAUGUGGUUUUUGGCAAUUCAGUUUCAGAGACCCAGGAAGAUGAUGUUUUAUGGAUAGCGAUGGCAGGCACACAUCAGAUAUGGGCACUGAUGUUGGAAGGUGGAAAACUGCCAAAGGGAAGUGAUUUAAAGAAGGGAACCUGCCUUCGAUUUGCUGGGAGUGGAAAUGAAGAGAACAGAAACAACACCUACCCUCAUAAGGCAGGCUUUGCACAACCUUCAGGUCUCUCUCUGGCUUCGGAGGAACCAUGGAACUGCCUUUUCGUAGCGGACAGUGAGAGCAGCACCGUGCGAACAAUCUCUCUGAAAGACGGAGCAGUGAAGCACCUUGUAGGAGGAGAGAGAGAUCCAUUGAACUUGUUUGCCUUUGGUGAUGUGGAUGGAGCAGGCAUAAAUGCGAAGCUGCAACACCCCCUAGGAAUAACAUGGGACAAGAAAAGAAAACUGCUAUAUGUGGCAGAUUCCUAUAAUCAUAAGAUUAAGGUUGUAGAUCCCAAAACGAAGAACUGUGCUACGCUGGCAGGCACAGGAGAAGCAAGCAAUGUUAUUGGUUCCAGCUUUACACAGUCAACUUUUAAUGAACCGGGAGGUUUGUGUGUGGAAGAAAAUGGCCGCCUGAUGUAUGUUGCAGACACAAAUAAUCAUCAGAUUAAAGUGCUGGAUUUGGAAACAAAAAUUCUUUCAAUGUUGCCUAUCCUGAAUCCAGAAACGUGCGAUGUUCCAGAUCAUCUGCCUGUGCAAAAGGACAAAACAGCAAACCUUCCAAAACUGCCUAAAUCUGCACCAAACAUUCAACUUCAUUCGCUGACUGUAGCUCCUGGCCAGACAAUUCAGUUUUUAUUGAAGUUGACCCUCCCUCCAGAUUCAACACUGAAUGAAGAAGCACCCAAUUCCUGGUUUAUCACAGCAGAAGAUAAUACAUGGUUGCUUCAAGGACAGAGUCUGUCUGGAGAAAUUAAGGAUGUUUCCUGUCAAACUGUCAUUCCCUUUCAGUUACCAAGGAGCUGUCUAUCAGCUGAAGCUGUCCUGGCUAUCAAAGCGUGCCUCUACUAUUGCAGCAAAGAUAGCAGUGCCUGUAUGAUGAAAGGAAUCUCAUUCAGUCAGCCUUUACAGAUAACGAGUGAAAACCAAGCCAGCUUGACUCAAGUUGAACUAACAUACACGUUUUUAACUAACUAACCCAAAGCCAGCUAAUGUGGUGCUUUAUUUUGUUUUCCACUGUAGGAGAAAAUAUGGAUAGAUAACUCUUCUGCAUUGGCUGUUUUCCUGGAGCUUAUGACAAACCUAAGAAUUAAUAUUCUUGGUAAAAUACAGUAGAAUUCCUUACAGUUUAACAUGAAAAUUUAUAAUCACAACCUGAUUUCUUUUCAUUUUAGUAGAAACAAUGAUACUAUAAUAUUUCAGACUCCAUUGCCAAUCGUGAAUACAUUGGACGUAUGCCAUUCUAAGCAAUGAGCAAAAAUUUUUAGCGUCCUUUUGAAAGAGUUAGUAUUGCCUUGUGAUUAUACUGUAUCAAAUUAUUUGCACUAUGCAUACCAUUAGAAUAAUUAGAUAAUUUCAGACUAACAGUUACAGAUUCCUUUUGUGCCCUUAAAUUUUAAUAGAAUGUCAAACCUAAUAGUUUCUUUCUCCAGGCUGUAAAAGGAGCAUCUUGCUUAUUUUUCUGUAGUGGCAUUUAUGACACAUGUAUUUUCAAAAUACAUCCUAAACUAGGUGCAGCUCUAAUGUUACACAAACUGAUUGUUUUGUUUAACUAGAUAUGACUGCCUUAUAUGAAGAGCAUGGUUUCAUGGAAAAAUUUCUGUGAAAGGAAAUGUUUGAGUUCCUACAAAAAAAAAAUCAUACCGAUUUCUAACAAAGAAUGUGCCUCUCUAAUGUGUGUGUAUAUUUGUAAAGAAAAAGAAAACAUUGCAAUCUUUCUGAUAUAUACUGAUUUACAUUUUAUGUAAGUGUUAGAAAAUGGUUGAUAAUCUAAACUGUUAAAAUUAAAUGUCAACCAUUUCAAGCAGGUGAAUCACUUUCCUUUCCCACUUUUACAAUUUCUUUGUAAAACCCAGUCUGAAGACUUCUGUCUUGGAAACAUAGAAUAUUAAGAAUGAUACUACACUCCUAGUGUGAUUCAAAGUCCUUUGAAGUUGCUGUUUGUCCACCCAUUUGUUAUGGUGGCGUCUGAAUCAGAACCAUACAUUUAAUAAUAGAUGGUUGCAUUCGUGGCUAGAGGUUCUGAGCUUUUACUAGAAAAACUGGUGAUUCAAUCUUUGAGCAAAGUGCUUUGAUUUGAAGCUGUAUUCCCAAAACACAGCCUUUGGUGAUCAAAUGUUUUGUAAGUAAAAUUUGAUCAACUUGCUAUAGGAAGUAGCAGGAAUACGGGAGGGUGUGCAAUUUUCUAACUUGAAUUGGAAGGAUAUCCACAGCACUUAAGUGUAAUUGGAUUAGGUCCAGUGCUCUGAUUAUGAGGAUCAGUUCUGAGAAGAUGAAUUUGUUUUAAAUUUGAAUAUAGUAUUUUUACAUAUAGUAUGAUAUAUAGUAGUGAAAGAAUUUUUAUGUUGUCUUUUCUAAAGCAGUCACCAUUGUUCCUGACACCUAUCAGUAAAUCCCUGGUAUGAUUUGGUUUUGCUCUUUCCUAAUUGAAAACUGAUUGAAAUGUUGGCCAUGAACUCCAGAGGCUUUUGUUUUAAGGGACCAUAUGGAUUGGUGUGGUUUUUCCUUCUAUUGAAAUGCCAGCAUAUCUGUGAGUUCUGUACAGUAUCAGAAAUGGUACCUGUCAGCAAGGCAAGGCCUGAACUAUUAUUUCUUGUGUUUAUUUUUAAGCAACUUUUCUAAUUCAGUGUUUCGGUUCCUUUGAGUAAACCUCUCAAUUUCACAUGCCAUUUUGAAAAAGGAUAAAGCUUUGCUACUUUGUUCACAGAUUGCAAAUGCUGUUGAAAGGAUGAAGGUAAAGAAACCGAUUAAAGGGCAUUACUCACUUCUCACACUUUAUUACAAAUCUUUAAGAGUUUUUGUUUUUAUUUAACUUUGGUUGGUAGCCAGGAAACCUUAGAUAAGCUUCCAGCUAGCUCACAAUUUUUCUGUUGCUUACUCUAAAAAGAAAGCAUUAGUUUCAGAAGUUCAGAAUAACAAAUUAAAUUCUUAGAGUUAUCUUGAGUAUACAGCUUAGCAGAUAGAUUUUUUUCUUCCUCUCAUUUCCAACUAAAAUUAUAUUUGCCUGUUUUGAUUGGACAAUAUCAUCAAAUUCUACCUUGUAUUUUGGCUACAGAAAAAAGUAAGUCUCAACAAAUCUGUUAUCUUAAUAACACUUUUUAAUUAAAGUAUUGCUUUAAUUAAAGUAGGGAGAGGCCAUGUAUUCCUAACUUUAUUUAACUACAGUGUGUAGUGUUUAAAUAUAGUCUUGCAGACAUAUACAUACAUUUAUAUUGAAUAUAUGAACAAAUAUAUAAGGGUCACAUCCUUUUUGUUUUCAAGAUUCAACUUCUAGUUACUGUGUGUAAAUGCAUUCAGAACCUCUAGCUUAUUGGGAAGACGUGGUAGUAGAUAGUAGGAAAACUGUUGCAUAAGCAUCAAGCUGAAGUCCGGGAUCAGACUGUAAAGGACCUUUAAAUAUUUAGUUGUAUCCAUAUUUUAAAUAAUGAAAACCAUUUCUGCUUUACUAGUGGAGAGUAGGAAAAUGUGUUUGAACCAUUUUUUUUCUUUCUCUUAAGUCCAUGUCUUGCAGCAGUUGACUGAAUCCUAUAUAAACUGAGGGGUGUAUACUAACCAGGGGGUUUAAUGGUGAACUUGGCAGUGCUAAGUUGAACUUUGGACCAGAUGAUCGUAGACUCCUUUUCCAACAUAAGUGAUUCUGUGAUUCUAUUUCUGGAAUCUGUAAUGGCUUUAUCCUAAAAAAGAGACAGAAGAUGUGAGACCAUCUCAAAAACUUGACCUGAAAGAAAAGGUGAAUAUCCUCAAAUGCUUUCCCCCCUGCAUCCUAUAAGUCCUAAACCAUUCUAUGCAGUAACCCCUUCAGUUUACAAGGGAGAGCUUCUUACCCUGACUUGUCUUAGUGGGUUUCACACAAGGACGCUGCUGUAAUCAUUCUCCAUCUUCUUAGGUGUAGCUGAUUCUCAGCGUGCUCCAGUUUAUCCUGAUGAUGUUACUAGGGUUUUUCUGAUCCUCAGCCUUUGUGUUCACUAUGCCUGGCAUUUAUCACAUAGCUUAACUGUUUUGUUUGUCCAAGGAAUAGCACACACAUCACUGAGUCCCUCCUUAUGUUUCACUUGUGGCAUACAGACAUUUGAAUGUUCUAUAUUUAGAAUAACAUGCUUUUUCAAAGCUUAUGAUGUUUACUUUUAUUCUACAAAAGGGAUACUAUUUCCAUUGCUUUCUCCAGGGUUUACAAGAUGCUGUUACACUGAAGCAAGAAGUGCCAUAACUGUAACCAGACAGGCAAAAAGAAUAGCUUGUACAAGCUACAGAAGUUUCAGUUAAGUUACCAGAAACCAUCUUCAAAAUACAAUUCAGAAAAACAGAAAAUUUUACUGCUGUCUUUAAAUGCUGAAAAAUUAGAUGGCUGCUAUCUCUUUGUAUGGUAAUGUAGUUUAGAAUAUUUCCUGAUAUUAAAAAAAA